Molecule: messenger RNA, 531 nt
Organism: Merops nubicus (carmine bee-eater)
Lineage: Eukaryota; Metazoa; Chordata; Aves; Coraciiformes; Meropidae
Gene: RSPO3
Product: R-spondin 3
Exons: 3
Source: RefSeq, a predicted model, not a curated record
CUAACGUGAGCCAGGGUUGCCAAGGAGGGUGUGCUACAUGUUCUGACUACAAUGGAUGUCUGUCAUGUAAGCCCAGGCUCUUUUUUGUUCUGGAGAGGAUUGGCAUGAAACAGAUUGGAGUCUGUCUUUCCUCAUGUCCAAGUGGAUACUAUGGGACACGGUAUCCUGACAUUAAUAAGUGUGCAAAAUGCAAAGCUGACUGUGAUACCUGCUUCACCAGAAACUUCUGCACAAAGUGUAAAAGUGGGUUUUACUUAUACAGCGGAAAGUGCCUUGAAAAGUGUCCUGAUGGGCUAGAAGCCAACAAUCACACGAUGGAGUGCACUAGCAUCGUGCACUGUGAAGCUAGUGAGUGGAGUCCAUGGAGCCCUUGCACAAAGAAAGGAAAAACAUGUGGUUUCAAAAGAGGAAAUGAAGUAAGGGUCAGAGAGAUCGUACAGCAUCCAUCAGCAAGGGGCAAUCCUUGCCCAGCUACAAGCGAGAGCAGAAAAUGUAUUGUACAAAGAAAGAGAUGUCAGAAGGAAGGAAAAG